Molecule: messenger RNA, 1014 nt
Organism: Cyclocybe aegerita
Lineage: Eukaryota; Fungi; Basidiomycota; Agaricomycetes; Agaricales; Hemipholiotaceae
Source: the annotation of a GenBank genome assembly
AUGUCCAGUCUUGUCAUUCCUCUGGUCUCAACCACACUUCCGACGUGUAACCCGAAUCUCAUGCCUUUCCACAUCGACUACGAUGGUCCAGCACUUGUCUCCGCGUUCAUGCGCGUGAGCCCGUUAAAGCAAGAAGAUUCACCAUCCAAGAUAGCUCCCCCAGCCGUAGAAGGCGAGGAAACUGCAGGAAACGCGUCUGCGGACGCGAUGAACGUCGAUUCUGCCACGGCGGUCGCCCUAGCCGAGCCAACCGCGACGUCGAGCACCAUAGACGUGUCAACUUCACAGUCUACCGACGUCGAUAUGGAAAACGCGACGAAGGACACUAGCCAGGCACCGACGCCACCUGCCAUGACGCGGUCAAACACAGAAUCGACCCUCGUGGUUGAGUCCCAGGCGUCCAGCUCCACGUCGAUAUUAUCACAGUCCACGCUCCAACAGCUUCCAGCAGCAGCUUCUACCUCCAUGUCUGUCCUCGAUGAAUUGGAAAAACGCGUCGUAUCGAGCUUCCGCGGGCGGACGAUCCAUGGAUUGUUGAUUGACCUCCCCCCAGGGUACUCCGGGCUCGUGCUAGAGAGCGAGGGUGACGCAAACACCCAUCCGGCAAAACUAGAGACGAAGGAAAGGGAAAAGGAGAGCGAGGAGAGCACGAAGGGCAAGGCGAAGACGAAAGCAAAGGCUGCACCGAAGGCGAGCAGCAAGCCCCGCGGAAGGCUGGCACGAAGCGCUGCUUCGAAGAAACCAGAGGUCAUCGAGAUCGAGGACGAGGAUGAGGAGAUGCCUGAGGCUUCAACAUCGUUAAAGGAGAGUCAAGAACCGACAGACGACGCCGAGCCACCCCAAGAUGCACCCUCGACGCGUAGUUUGGUGCCCAAAGCCCAAUUUUCUUCUUUCACGCUGUGGCAUGCGGAUAGACCAGUGGAGAAGACUCGGGACGAGUACUUUAGGACGUUGGAGGAGUGGAUUGCGUUGUCUCAUGAGAUUCAUCGAACAGACAUAGCAUUCGAAGAUUAA